Moneuplotes crassus is the source of this 1444-nucleotide messenger RNA. NCBI's taxonomy places the organism in Eukaryota, Ciliophora, Spirotrichea, Euplotida, Euplotidae. The record is from the annotation of a GenBank genome assembly.
UGCAGUCUGUAGUAGCCGGAAUCAUUGGGUCGAUUCUAAUAAUGUGCUCUGUAAGCAUCUCACAAGGAAUAAGGCUCCUAGGAGUUGAGUUAGUCCUAGUAAUAAUAAAGGUUUGCUUCAAUUUCACCCAUAAAGCAGCAGUUAUACAUCUCCAAAUCCCCAUGAUGAUUGCUACUUUAUGACUUUUAUCAAUAUCUCUUCUUGACAGGGGACCGUAUCUGCAAAACUACAGUAAAGUUGACUUCAAAUUUGCAUCAAUUCUAAUGCCAGCGAUUCUGAUAGGAUGCCAGCUCGGAGAAGUGUUUAACCAGAUUCUUUCGAGAAUAAUAGAAUCUUCUAUUUUCAUCUUCUUGCUUGUCUACAUCACAAUCGGAUGCAUAAUAUCCACGGCUAGUUACUUCAAAGAGAGGAAGAAGGUUGUCAGAAUGGAAGACUCUCAAGGAGCCGAAAUUGUAUUUGACCAAAGCAUGCUUGUUGAGAGCAAAGAUCUUGACCAAAGCGUGGAAGGAUUUGCCAUAAAUUCACGUCAUGAAGCUGAUGUGGUUAUUAAUGAAGAGCAUUUCUUGGUACAAGAUGAUCAUGAAGAGACUCCUGAUCAUGAUUCAAUCGUUUCUUUUGAUAUCAAAAAUGCGUCAGAGACCGAUAAUUCAGAAGAUAUAAAUCUUAACUCACGUGAAAUAGAUGGUCUUGAAUUAAUGAUCAGUGGUCGUAAGAAUAAACAUGCAUAUAACCAAGGAACUCUUCCCUGAAUUGUGAUGUUUUUGUUGCUUAUCCUUCAAAAUUUAUUGAGAGGGAAUUCAAAUUUUCAAUCGAUCACUAAUGUUGAGAUAUGCUCCACCUGGUUUUGGAUAAUAAUGGGAGCAUAUUCCUUUGCUGGAUUUUGAAUUUUUCUAUUGAAUUAUUAUCUUGCGAGGAAGCACUUCCUAAGUUUUCCUGAAUCAGGUCAUGGAAUUUCUCACUCCUUCAACCUGCUUAAAAUGAUCAGUAUUAUUGCUGUAGGGCUUGUCUGAGGAAUGAUAACUACUUUCAUCGGAGCAGGAAUAGUAUUUAUAUGUACACCAUUUAUGAUCAAACUAGGCUACCCCAAGGAGGUUGGACUCUAUACAUCCCUAAUAGUUGAGCUCAUUGCUAGAUUAGCAAAUAUGGUCCAGUUCAUAUUUAAUUUGAAUAUUUUGUAUGGAUAUGUUGGAUGGAUUACUCUUUUCUCCUUCCUUGGUGGCCUUAUAGGGACAUUAUUUCUCCAAGUACAAGUCAAGAAGCGCAAUAUUGAAUGGAUCUUCUACUUAAUCAUCGCUCUCAUGACCCUAGCAGCCUGAAUAGCCAAUACAGUCGUUGAUAUCUGGAGCAUCAUGGCUGAUUUUGAAGACGGAGAUGCCACUUUCUACAUUUACAAUUAUUGUGAAUAAUUGUUUGCAUUCCUAAUAUCUUCCAACUAAUUCAACCA